Molecule: messenger RNA, 1070 nt
Organism: Photinus pyralis (common eastern firefly)
Lineage: Eukaryota; Metazoa; Arthropoda; Insecta; Coleoptera; Lampyridae
Exons: 2
Coding region: 52-1062 (336 amino acids)
Biological process (GO): DNA recombination; DNA integration
Molecular function (GO): DNA binding
Source: RefSeq, a predicted model, not a curated record
AACCAAUAAACAAAUAUCGUGUUUUUGUGAAAACGUGCGUGGGUCUAAAUUAUGGAAUCUGCUAGUUUUUCCGAAGAACCUUUUGAGAUUACUGAAGCUGCUAACGCUACUGUUACCAAUUUACUGCCCGCGAGGUCCAAAAAAUUGUAUGAAGCAGCAUACCACAGUUUUAAAGAUUGGUGCCUACAAAAAAGUGUGAAGACUUUUUCCGAAAAUGUCAUGUUGGUUUAUUUUAGCGAAAAGGCUAAAAAUUAUAAGUGUUCCACGGUGUGGGCGCAAUAUUCUAUGGUGAGGUCUUGCAUGCUCAUAUAUGACAACAUCGAUAUCAGUAAAUUCCGCAAACUGGUAUCAUUUCUAAAAAGAAAUUCAGAUGGGUAUGCUCCCAAAAAAUCAAAGAUAUUAAACAGAGAAGAGGUGAAAACAUUUUUGUCUGAAGCUGACGAUGAUGCCCAUCUAAUGCGAAAGGUUGUGUUAAUCUUCGGAAUAAGUGGUGCAUGUCGCACUGACGAAUUAGUUAAUCUAACCACGCAUAACGUUAACGAUAUGGGAUCUUCCUUCAUAAUUACGUUACCAUUUACCAAAAACAAGACAUCUAGAACCUUCGUAAUAACAGGAAACAUAGAUGGUACAGAUUUUCUUCAUUUAAUUCGCAAGUACGCAGCACUAAGACCUGAAACAAUACAACAUCAACGAUUUUUCAUUUUUUACAAGAAUGGAAAAUGUACGACUCAGCCUGUUGGCAAGAAUACGCUUGGCAAAGUACCAUCAACGAUUGCAAGUUUCUUAAAGUUACCAAACCCCCAACUAUAUACGGGACACUGUCUGCGCCGAUCGUCCACUACCCUAUUAGCGGACGCGGGUGCUGAUAUUACCACUAUAAAGCGGCACGGUGGGUGGAAAUCUACAACUGUUGCGGAAAGUUAUAUUGAAAACUGUAUCGCCAAUAAAAUUAAUAUUGCUAAUCGGAUUAAUCAAGGGGAUAGUUGUAGUUCUAAUAUCUGCAAUGUCAUACCAGAAACCAGUUCUUCUGAUUCAAAUAUGUUGAUCAAUACCACCAAUUAAUUUCUCAA